Molecule: messenger RNA, 5052 nt
Organism: Tachysurus fulvidraco (yellow catfish)
Lineage: Eukaryota; Metazoa; Chordata; Actinopteri; Siluriformes; Bagridae
Product: NACHT, LRR and PYD domains-containing protein 3-like
Exons: 8
Coding region: 4-2745 (913 amino acids)
Molecular function (GO): protein binding
Source: RefSeq, a predicted model, not a curated record
GACAUGACCUCCAACAUGAGUGUGUCUGGGAAACAGGACUUAAAGAAAGACGAGAGAAUGAUGGAGGGAAAGAGAUCAGACUCACCAGAACCCAGCUGUGUGUCCAUGAAGAGUGAUGCGUCAAUGCAUCAUCCAUAUAACUUCAGAGACAGUUCUACUGAUGUGAGACCACAAAAAUCAGACAUCAGGAGAAAACAGCUGGACUCUAUAUUCAAGGAGCUGGAACACAAAGUCAUCACUCUGAUAAAGAAUGAGCUGAAGAGGUUUAGGAAGCUCCUGAGUCCAGAUUACCCAGCAUGCACUGAGAGGGAGGUGGAGGAUGAGGAGGAUCUGCACAGUGUCAGAGACGGAGCGCUGAAGAUCACACUGCACGUCCUGAAGAACAUGAACCACACAGAUCUCGCUAACACACUGCACAACAAACUCGCCUUUGUGUAUCAGUCAAAGAUGAAGUCCAAGCUGAGAGAGAAGUUUAAAAGAAUUAAUGAAGGAAUCUCACAGCAUGGAAGCUCAGCACUUCUGAAUGAGAUCUACACUGAGCUCUACAUCACAGAGGGUUGGAGUGGAGACGUCAAUAAUGAACAUGAGGUGAGACAGGUUGAGACAGCAUCCAGGAGACCAGCAACACAGGAGAAACCCAUCAAAUGUAAUGAGCUCUUUAAAGACAAGUCCAUCAGAACUGUGCUGACUAAAGGAGUUGCUGGAAUUGGGAAAACAGUCUCUGUGCAGAAGUUCAUCCUGGACUGGGCUGAAGGAGAAGUAAAUCAGGACGUCACUUUAAUGUUUCCACUUCCCUUUAGAGAGCUGAAUCUGAUGAAGCAGCAAAAUCUCAGUCUGAUGAAUCUUCUUCAUCACUUUUUCCCAGAAAUGAGAAAACUAGAAUCAAUAGACUGUGACUCCUACAAAGUGGUGUUGAUCUUUGAUGGUCUGGAUGAGUGUCGACUUCCUCUAAAUUUCCAGAAGAAUGAGAGAUUGUGUGAUGUGACAGAGUCAGCCUCAGUGGAUGUGCUGCUGACGAACCUCAUCAAGGGGAAUCUGCUUCCCUCUGCUCUCCUCUGGAUAACCACAAGACCAGGAGCAGCCAAUCAGAUCCCUCCUGAGUGUGUAGACCAGGUAAUAGAGAUACGAGGCUUCAGUGAUCCUCAGAAAGAGGAGUACUUCAGGAAGAGGAUCAGUGAUCAGAGCCUGGCUGAAAACAUCAUCACUCACCUGAAGUCUUCAAGAAGCCUCUACAUCAUGUGCCACAUCCCAGUCUUCUGCUGGAUCUCAGCCACUGUUCUAGAGAGAAUGUUGGGUGAAGCAGAGGGUGGAGAGAUCCCCAAGACUCUGACUCAAAUGUUCACAAACUUCCUGAUCUUUCAGAUCAAACACAAGGACCAAAAGUACCAUCAGAAAUGUGACCCUGAUCCUCUGCAGAGUAGAGAGAGUAUCAUGGCACUGGGAAAACUGGCUUUCCACCAGAUGGAGAAAGGAAACCUGAUCUUCUAUGAGGAAGACCUGAGAGAGUGUGGCAUUGAUGUCAGAGAAGUGUCAGUGUACUCAGGAGUGUGUACCCAGAUCUUCAGAGAGGAGUUUGGGCUUCACCUGGGGAAGGUGUUCAGCUUCGUACAUCUGAGUGUUCAGGAGUUUCUGGCUGCUUUAUACUUGUUCCUCUCUUUCAUCAACAGAAAUGUAACAGAACAUCAAACCUCUGAUAUGUCUGAUAUUUUCAGGAAGUCAAACAUGUCUGAUCUCCUCAGGUGUUCAGUGGACAAGGCCUUACAGAGUGAGAAUGGACACCUGGACCUGUUCCUCCGCUUCCUUCUGGGUCUCUCACUGGAGUCCAAUCAGACUCUUUUACAAGACUUAAUGCCACAGACAGGAAGCAGAUCUCACAGCAAACAGGAAACAGUGGAGUACAUCAAGGAGAAGAUCAGGCAGAAUCCAUCUCCAGAGAAAUCCAUCAAUCUGUUCCACUGUCUGAAUGAACUGAAUGAUCAUUCUCUAGUGCAGGAAGUACAAACUUACCUGAACAGAGGAGGUUACAGUCGUCUCAGUGACACCAGUCUCUCUCCUGCUCAGUGGUCAGCUCUGGUGUUUGUGUUACUGACCUCAGAACAGGAGCUGGAUGAGUUUGAUUUGAGGAAAUAUGAUCCAUCACAUGAAUGUCUUCUGAGGCUGCUGCCAGUGGUCAAAGCCUCCAGAAAAGCUGAUCUGUUUCAGUGUAAUCUGACAGAGGAAAGCUGUAGAGUUCUGUCCUCAGUUCUCAGCUCAAACUCCUCCAGUCUGAGAGAACUGGACCUGAGUAACAAUAAACUGCAGGAUUCAGGAGUGAAGCUGCUCUCUGAUGGACUGAAGAAUCCACACUGUACACUGGAGAUACUGAGGCUGUGUGACUCUAAUCUGAAAGAGGAAAGCUGUAGAGUUCUGUCCUCAGUUCUCAGCUCAAACUCCUCCAGUCUGAGAGAACUGAACCUGAGUGUCAAUAAACUGCAGGAUUCAGGAGUGAAGCUGCUGUCUGAUGGACUGAAGAAUCCACACUGUACACUGGAGAUACUGAGUCUGUGUGAGUGUAAUCUGACAGAGGAAAGCUGUAGAGUUCUGUCCUCAGUUCUCAGCUCAAACUCCUCCAGUCUGAGAGAACUGAACCUGAGUGAGAAUAAACUGCAGUAUUCAGGAGUGAAGCUGCUCUCUGAUGGGCUGAAGAAUCCACACUGUACACUGGAGAAACUGAGGUACACACACACACUAUAUUGGGGUAUUUAGUUUAAUGGUUUAUAUUAUUAGGUCUGUGACACUCGACUGGGUUCAUGCUGUGUUUCCUCUGAAUAACAAAUAUAUAAAAAAUUACAGCUUUUCUGUUUACUAAACUAAAAAAACACUAAACUUCCAGUUCUGUCAUUUGUCCUUUUUUGUGAUUUGUACUUUCAAUCUAUCAACUUUUAGUUUUUCCUCCAAAGAAAUUUAGAGAAAAAUGAUGAUAGAGUAAAUAAUCCACCUCGGUCACGUUCAUUACACUUGUGACUGUGGCUGUAACAUGACUGAUGAUGAUGUACUGAAACAGAAUAAAAGAUUAUAGUCCUAAUUAAGCUCUAAUGUAGGGGCAUGUCACUCUGUGUAAUCACCUUGUAUCACCUGAUUCUACAGCACUGGACUCGUUACACUUCACCCUUCACUUCACUUUACCAUUCUGUGUGUUUCUCUUAACACCGCUGGUUGUUUUGUUGCACUCGGUUACAAGAGUGUCUAAAACAGGUGGAGUCACGUGACUGACUGAACAUGAUGGCUGCUUAGACCAUUUGUUUGUUAGAUACAUUAAAAUUUCACUCUGAUAUUCAAUGUUCUUCUUUAUACAACCCUCCAAGACAUUCUUUAUGCUGAUAACAAAGAGCUCUUCAUCACUGAUGCUCAAAAAAAACCUAUACUUUUAAACUCAAAUAAAUAAUGGACAGUGGUUCCACACAACUUUAUUAGUUUUAAUUAACGUUUAAGAUUUUUGUUUAAUCUGUUUCAAAAUCUAACUUGAAUUAUUAAUCUCCAGUCAAUUACUCAACUGUAACUUAAAAUGGUUCAGUUUUCUGAACAUGUUUUUAUCUUUUAAAAAGUCUCCAAACAUUUUUCAGUAACCCAACAUAAGAACAUUUAUUUAAACAACUCAUUUAGAUUAUUGACAGUGGUCCUUUAACACAAGCCUUUUUUAUUUCAGGUUCACACAAAAAUGCUUUGAUUUGAAUAGAUAAGAUUACAUCAGCCCUUACUCGAACACAUCAGAGAGCAGCUUUGUCUUCAGUGUUUGUACUUUAUUAGAUUGCUUGUUGCCAUCUAGCUCCAGAAAUAAAUUCUGCAGUGCUUGUGUACCUGAGUUCCAGAGGACGUCUCAUACGCUACAUACUUUAAACAGGCUUUCCAUCCACUGUAUCCAUCCAAAAAACCUCUCUUUUUAACAAGUGUGCUUUAUUAUAAGUGCUUGAGCUACAGGGCUGUAUUCGCAUCUGAAGAGUAGACUUUGUAUUUUACAAUUUCUUCAUUGUCACAUUCAGGAUCCACGAAUUGCAAUCCAAUAUAAUCCUUGUAGGUUACACUGUUUUACAAUUUAUCUGAGAUCCGUAGCAUAAGUUGUCAUGCCAUUCUGGAGGAUCACCUUCUGUGAGUUGUGCUCUCUAAUAAUAAAUUUUAGCCAGAUUGGAGAAGAUAUUGUAAAACUGUGGAAAAAAUCAGGAAUACAAAUAGUUUGUGAAAAUAAAGUAUGGUAAUGAUAAAUAAAAAUAUAUAUAUACAUUUUUAAUAAUUAUUUAUAUAUAUAUAUAGUAAUUUAAAUAUAAACAGUAAAUUGUGAAGUUCUUUUUAUACGUAUGCAUGUACUGGUCUUUUCAAAGUCACCAAACGCAAAGGAACAACUGUAAAUCACUAUGUUCUACAAAGAACAUCUCUCUUGUUGGUGAUGCAGUAAGCUCAACUGCCCUAAAGUGUUCCCUGUACCAUCCACACAAUCGUCUCAUUAUAAAGUACAAUGUCUUUUGAAUGCCACAGGUCAGUUUACACUGAUGGACUGGAAGCUUCUUGAGUGGUCCAUAUUGGUCACAGUCCAGUUAGAGCUUUAUAUUUUGUUUACAUUUCUGUUGGUGUUUGUGUUUUUCAUGUUCUGACUUGUCUUUUGUGUUUGUGUGUAUGUGUUGUUUAGUGAGGAACAGCAGCUUCCUCAGUUAUGCUGAGUAGUAGAUCCACUCACCUUAUAUAUUGCUUUAAAGGACCGUCUCAUUUAAAGAAAGACGGGUGCUGUGGGUUUAUUAUAUCUAUUUAAUGAUUUGUUGUAUAAUACGUAGUAUGGGCGAAAGUUAUUGGUGUUUUUUGUGUGUUUUCUGUUAUAUCCUCUGUUAUGAGCCCAGAUCCAGAGGUAUUUCUACUGAGAUUUGAAGGAUUACACUUUCUUUUCAGCUAGUCACAAAUCUUUAUUAUGUUGGCUUUGUAGAAGCCAACAUUCUGUUUUCCUAUUUAAGCUUAGACAAAAAUUUAUCAAGAGUAACUCCUCCUAGGGCUUUCGAGCCACAUGCAACAAAUUCGGAUAUGUUGUCA